Gossypium raimondii (Peruvian cotton) is the source of this 1015-nucleotide messenger RNA. RefSeq lists its product as uncharacterized. The transcript has a single exon. The record is from RefSeq and is a predicted model, not a curated record. The coding region runs from base 76 to 819 and encodes 247 amino acids. NCBI's taxonomy places the organism in Eukaryota, Viridiplantae, Streptophyta, Magnoliopsida, Malvales, Malvaceae.
AGUUGUGAAUUAAACCACAACCUCACAAGUUUUAUUUUCUUGAAAUAUUCUCUUUUGUUUACUGAGUUGCUUUUAAUGGAGUCGGAUGGAAUUAUCAGCCUCUUUGAUUCGUGUUGGUUUGAGAUGGAAAUAUUCAAAAAACAGACAACUCCAUCAACAUCUACGGUUUCGGAACCAAACCAAGAUCUCCGAGCUGAAGAAACAUCAUCAAAACCAGAGUUUACACGCACCCCAUCUCUCCAUACAAGGUCCAUGAGCGACCAGUUGAGCUUAAACAGCACAAGCUUCAUAGGUUCAGCUUCGUUGUCGCCCGACUCGGUUCUCCACUCACCAAAGCUGCAUAAAAUCAUCUCGGGCAAAGAAAUGACGGAAGAAGAGUUGCAAGAUAACGGGAGUAGAAUCCAAGAAGAACCCAAAAAGAAGGAGACAGCAGCAAGCAACAGGAGAAGUAGUAGAAGGAAAAAGGGUACAAGCAAGAGCUUGUCAGACUUGGAAUUUGAGGAGCUAAAAGGGUUUAUGGAUCUGGGGUUUGUAUUCUCAGAGGAAGAUAACAAGGAUUCAAGGUUGGUUGAAAUAAUCCCUGGCUUGCAAAGAUUGGGAAGGAAAGAUGGUGAAGAAGAGAAUAAAGAAGCUGCAGGUGCUGAAGAUGAUGAUAGGGAUGAAGUUUCAAGGCCUUACCUAUCAGAAGCAUGGCAUGUUUCAGAAAGAAGAAAGGAAAACCCUUUGAUGAAUUGGAGAGUCCCUGCUUUGGGUAACGAGGUUGACGUCAAAGACAGCCUUAGAUGGUGGGCUCAUACUGUUGCCUCUACUGUUAAAUGAUUCCAUGAGAGUUGAGCUUUGAGAAUUCCCACCUCAUACAUAGUUUUGGGGUUUUUUCAUUGGGGGAUUUUCCCAAAUAUCUCUCCGGUUUUCUUUUUGACGGUUUCAAUUACUCGGUUGUCUUUGUUUUUUUCUUGUAAAUAGAAAUUAUUUUUUGUCGAUGAAAUUACUGAAUCUUUACUUGAAAGUUUUUUUA